Messenger RNA from Caenorhabditis sp. 36 PRJEB53466, 4583 nucleotides. Lineage: Eukaryota; Metazoa; Nematoda; Chromadorea; Rhabditida; Rhabditidae. The record is from the annotation of a GenBank genome assembly.
AUGGCUCCCGAGUUUUUCAUCUAUCUUUUCUUGGGUCUCUGCGAGUUAUUCGUCUCCACCUUCCUCCUCUCCACAGUCGUUUAUCAUUUGAGACUGAGGGAAAAGUACUCGAUUUUCUUAGGUAAGAUUCUUCGCUGAAACUUUGAGAUUCGAGCUCAAACUAACCUCGUUUCAGUAAAGUUCAUAGUGGACAUUGUGGUCGCCUGUCUCCUUCUUCUUCUCGCUUACUUGGACAGACACGCAGACGAACGAAUAUGCGGAGCCACUCUUGUCAUUUCCACGUCCAUUCCACUGCUACAGGUAAGUAGGUUCACAGUUCCUGGUUCGUUUCCAACUGAUCCCACUCGCAGGUGCUUCUCCUGCUGUGCGAGGUGAUCGACUGGUCCCUCGCGGCCUUCUCGCCCGUUUACUUCCACCAUUCCAGUCUGUUCUCUAGAAUUCUGCCGUUCAUCGCCGGAGCCAUUUGCUACGCGAUCAUUUUGACCGCUCUAGUCGUUAUUGGUUAGUUUUGAGUUUUGAAAGUACACACAUACUAGCGACUAGCACCAAAAACAAAAACUUUGCGAGUGAUUACACCGACUACACAAUUUCAGAUGCGACGAGCCAAACAGUCUCGUGCAUAACCUCGCCGGAAGCGUCGGCCGUCACUUCUGCCUACGACUUCUCGCUCGCCAUCACGACAGUCUGCGUCGUCGGACUGGCUCUCCUUCUGCAUCGGAACCUGAACAGUGCCUAUUUCCGUCCGGUUAUGCUCCAUUUCAUCGCCACGCUCUUUCUCGAGGAGAUCCCUCUGCUCAUCUGCAUUCUGCUCAAGUAUUCCAACAGUGUAGGCUCUGUUUCGUCCUCCUCACCAAUCCCUUUUGUUUCAGAGAUCGGCUAUCUUCGCGGCGGACCUCACCAACUGGCUCGUCUGUAUUCAUUCGCUUCUCCACUCUGCCUAUUUCGUGUAUAAUCAUCAGGACUAUCGGGAGGCCGUACACUCGAUAUUUCGGAAAUGGAGGAUAGUCAGGAGUGGUUAAUCUUAGGCUCAGGCUUGAUAAUCAAAUCUUGAUCUCAACUUAUUUAUUUAUCGGUUUCAUAUUAUGCUAAAGUUCAGCGCAAACUUCAAUAAAUCGUCUGAAUCUGUGAGCACCUCCGCCCACAUUCUCGCCCUCCCCUCUCCGUCCCAAAAAUGUUUCCUUCCGUGAGUAUGCUGAGGGCCUUUCGGAGCAAUUCGACGUAAUUGUAAGUGACAUGCUCCGCGAGCACACCUCCUCCUCCUCCUUUCCGGAAAUUCAUCGAGAGAGAGAGAGAGAGAGAGCAACUUUCGGGUUUUUUUCCCUUGACGUUUCGUUUCGUUUCAUACGAGGUGAGAAAGGUGCCAAAGAGUUUGUGUGCUCCGGAAAUGCCGGAUUUGUUGGGGAAUUCUCACCUUCGGCUACGUAGAGUCGGAAUCCUGAUCGGUUUGAUCUUGAAGCUUUCAAAAGAAGCGGCUCAUUAGAAAGGCAUUGGUUUUUUUUCUUUUAAAUGCAAUGAUGAUUUAUGUAAGCUAGCAGUUGUUCCCAUCCCAACCACCGAGAAUACGCUAGUUAUGACCCAUUGAGCGCUUCCUCCAAACACUUCCCCUUGAAAAAAUGAAUAUUCUCUCUCCCCGAAAUAUCAUUUUUCUUGUCGCCCGUCCGUUCCGUUCGAGCAAGUCCCUGGAGCACGCAUAAAAGUGCUCCGUCCUCCAUAUGCCACAUUCCAUUCGUGUGCCACGUCAUUGCUCCUCAAGACACUUUCCGGUGGCCAUUCCGCCUUCCUUCCUUCUUCUUUCCCUUUCUAUAAUACACCUGUUCGAUGCCCUCGUAUCAUCCACAUUUCCAUCAUCAUCGUCUCUCUUCAGCCGCCUCCCCGCCCGACACAUAAUUGCCUUUGAAAGAUGUGUAAUUGUGAGCCCUCUGAAAAUGAGGCACACUCUCUCUCUCUCUCUCUCUCACUCACAAUUUCCAUCUUUCUGUGUGCGCGCUCAUUAUUUGGAUACUGAAUGAGUGAGGAGAAGGUGCUGACUCCUUCAGAUAUACUCAUCAAUUAAUCAUCACUCUCAAGAAGCACCGCGCAUGUUUUUCAGUCUUCGGAUUGCGCGCGCGCGCUCGCGAAGCUGCCGAGGGUUCUUGAUGUUCUACUGAUUUAUUCAAAGUUCGGUCAGCAAGUGUCCUCUGCUUCUUCGAUUCGGAACGAUUGUGCCCCUUCCUUCCUGCUCAACGUCAUGACCUCAUUCUUGCAUUUCCGUUUCGAUUCGUUUCCAAUCUGACCCAUACAUACUCUUGCUCUCUUUCGCCCUGAUGAUGCUUGAAAGUCGGCCGUCAAGUGUGUCCGUUUUUCAUUUAUUUCGUACUCAACUGACAGAUUGACACAGACCUGAGAACACUCUUCUUUUUUUCGGAGCGACUUGCUCAAUUCUACAGAUCCGAAUGAUAUUCACCCUGCUCUCCACGUUGCCCGUUCUCAUCAUCACUUCGGAACUCGACUAUUCGGAGCUCGUGCACUCGGCCGAACUAGGUAAGAAAGAGAGAGAGAGAGAGAGAGAGAGAGAGAGAGAGAGAGAGAGAUAGGAAAAGAAGUGGUGAAUGAUCUCUGGAGGAAAAGAAAUUAAUUUCAAUUCAGUCUCUUCCUCCUCCUCCUCCUCCUCCUCACUUCAUCACAAAUCUUUCAACUCUCGGAAACGGAACUGCACCCGAGACACCGAUAUAAUCGACCGACUUCUCAAUGGCACCGGCUACAACAAGUUUCGCAUUCCACGUAGGAUCUUUUGGGCUAAAAGCAAAGAAGUGUAAUAACAACAGUUGGAUUCAGAAGAGGAAGGGAUGACGGUGGUCGUGGAGAUUUGGAUCCAAGCGAUCACUUCCAUCGACGAGCUCACCAACGAUUUCGAUAUGGACAUUUAUAUUACGGAAACUUGGCUAGACCCAGCUCUGAACUUUGCGCAUAUGAGUCCGUGCAAAGGUAAUCUGAUAUCCAGUCUAAAGAUUGUUUCUGUAAAGUCAAACCUGUGGCCGUGGUCUAGAAAACCCCUCGGUCAUGUCAUCUUUUCCGGAUUUUUUGCGUUCGGCGCAAUGUUCAGCUGCCGAAAAUAGUGCAAGAGCAUCAAGUUAACUUUGACUUUGUGAUGUUCCGUUCAUAGGCAAUUCUGAGAUUUGGCACUCAGACAGUGUAUGUGGCAAUACAGAUAAUCAGACAAUAGUCCUUUUAUCAGCCAAAACCGUGAGCUUUCAGGAAAUCUCUCACUAAACCAUCAAGUUCUCGACCGUCUUUGGACGCCGAACAGUUGUUUCAUAAACAGCAAAGUGGCGCAAAUUCACAAUUCCCCAUUCAGGUUAGCCUCAGUCCUCUUCCUUUUCUGCAAGAAACUGUUCGUUUCAGAAGCGUCUUCCUGAUGCUCUUCCCGAACGGAACCGUGAUGGUCAACUACCGUGUGCGCGUGAAAGGUCCGUGCAGUUUGGAUCUCUCCAAUUUCCCGUUGGACCUUCAGAAGUGCAGCUUGAUUUAUGAAAGGUACUGAUUCUUUAUAGUUAGCCCGAACUUGUCUCGUUCAGUUUCAACUACAAUCGUCAAGAAGUGGAGAUGAAGUGGUCGGAUGCCGAGUUUCCCGUGUUCAAUCUCUCUAAAAUUGUCCUUCCCGACUUUGACCUUUUCGAAAUUCAGACUGCGCGGAAACAAGAGGUGAGAGCGCUUAUUUCCAGGCUUAGAACGGAGCUAAUUUUCAGAAUUACCCGGCGGGAAUGUGGGAUGAGUUGCAUGUUACGAUAAUAUUCGAAAGACGCUUCAUUUGGUACUUUAUGCAGGCGUAUCUCCCGACUUAUCUCACUAUCUUUAUAAGGUGAGUCAAUAAACUAUUCGUUUACAAAAAAGUUUCGAAACGGUAACAUUUGUAGUUGGGUCUCUUUCGCACUGGGCUCGCGUGCGAUCCCCGCGCGCACGAUGCUCGGAGUCAACUCUCUCCUCGCAAUUGUCUUCCAAUUCGGAAACAUUAUGAGAAACCUGCCGAGGGUGUCUUACAUUAAGGGAAUCGGUAGGGAUCACAGACGGUACUGAUCUAUUUCCCGUUUCAUUUCAGACGUUUGGAUGCUCGUCUCAAUGACGUUCAUCUUCUGUUCCCUUCUCGAAUUGGCGAUUGUCGGAUUCAUGGUUCGAGAUGAGACUGCGAUAAAGAGGAAACAACAGAAGAAGGUGUCGACGAAUGUGAGCUACUAACAUUUGAGCAAUAACAUAACCUUUCUGACAAAAUGAGAAGAUUGAAAAGUGAUAAAUGAUCGCAACUGAUUGCAGCCAUCGCGGGAAGAGUCUCCGCACGGAAUCAGCUCGGAACGCCGUUUCAUGUUCCCUCCCGGCUGCUCCGAAUCGACGAAAUCGCUGAAUGUGACGUGCGGAGCCGCAUGUUGGACGCCCGAAAGAAUCGAUUCCAUCUCGAGUGUCAUGUUCCCCUUCACUUUCUUCGUCUUCAAUGUACGCUCCCUGUAGCUUUCAAAUUCCAAUCCGUCUACUUUCAGAUCAUCUACUGGUUCUACUACAUUCACCGCAAAGAAAUCAUUCGCGAGAAUCUGGUCAAUCGAAUCGACGGAUAA